UAGACUCAUAUCCAGCUCACCGGAGGAUGUCUGUCCUCUUGGAGACGUCUUUGGGUGAUAUCGUAAUUGACUUGGAGGUAGAGGCUUGUCCAAAGACGUGCGAGAACUUUCUCAAGCUCUGUAAAGUGUACUAUUACAACCUGCAUGCUUUCUUCAAUGUCUCGAAAGACUUUCUAGCGCAGGCUGGGGACCCGACUGCGACUGGAACGGGUGGCGAGUCUAUCUGGUCACUCAUCGCUUCGAAGCAGGGCACUCAGGCACCCCGCUAUUUCACACCCGAGUCCGUGCCACGACUGAAGCACAAACAUAAGGGUACAGUCUCCAUGGCUGUUGCGCCUGCACUCGAGGACGGUACCAAGGGAGGUUGCGGCAGCCAGUUUUUCAUCACCCUCGGCGAGAACAUCGACUACCUCGAUGGGAAGCACGCCGUGUUCGGGCAUGUUGUUGAAGGGAUUGAGACACUAGAGAGACUUAACGAAGUGUUUGUCGGUCAGGAGGGGCGGCCGUUCAAGGAUGUGCGGAUACGACACGUCGAAGUCCUCGACGACCCAUUUCCCGACCCAGGAGGCCUUGUUGUCCCAGACAGCAUCCCUACGCGCCCUCCCGACAACUCGACUCGCAUUGCUGAAGAUGAGGACCCGCUCGCGACUCUGCCUGAAGAGGAGGCUGAGGAACUCCGGCGCAAAAAGGCAGCAGAGGCGUCCGCGCUGACGCUCGAGAUGGUGGGUGACCUGCCGUUCGCGAACGUGCGCCCGCCCGAGAACGUCCUCUUCGUGUGCAAGCUGAACCCGGUCACGCGCGACGAAGACCUCGAGCUGAUUUUCUCCCGCUUCGGGACGAUCAUGAGCUGCCAGGUCAUCCGCGACAAGCGCACGGGCGACUCGCUCCAGUACGCAUUCAUCGAGUUCGAUCGCCGCGAGGACGCCGAGCAGGCGUACUUCAAGAUGCAAAACGUGCUCGUGGACGACCGACGGAUAUGGGUCGACUUCUCGCAGUCCGUCUCGCGCCUCAACAACGGCAAGUGGUCCAAUGAUGCCAAGCUCGGCCCGCGGAGGAAGCCAGGUGCUUCUAAUUUCGGCGGGCGCGAGGACCUUGAAGAGACGCGUCGGUACCGCGCCGGCUCGGCCGACCGCAAUGGUGGUUACGACAUGGUCUUCGACGUACCCGAUGACAGGCAUCACCGGCGGCGGAGUAGGAGUCGCAGCCCGGGGCGGGACAGAGACCGAGAGCGGGAUAGGGACGAAGAACGAAGAUACGACAGAGAUCGCGAUGGCCGCCGAGGGCGCGACAGACCAAGGAGUAGGAGCAGAGAUCGUCACCGAGAUGACAGAGAUAGACGGAGACGGUAGUCUUGCGUUACUUGUCGUUCUUCAGCAAUCUCCUGGUCAAGCUUGCACCAGCGCGCCGGCUCAAUAUAUC
Messenger RNA from Phanerochaete carnosa HHB-10118-sp, 1419 nucleotides. RefSeq lists its product as uncharacterized. The record is from RefSeq and is a predicted model, not a curated record. Gene Ontology annotation, cellular component: nucleus. The transcript is spliced from 4 exons. Lineage: Eukaryota; Fungi; Basidiomycota; Agaricomycetes; Polyporales; Phanerochaetaceae. Gene Ontology annotation, biological process: protein peptidyl-prolyl isomerization. Gene Ontology annotation, molecular function: RNA binding; peptidyl-prolyl cis-trans isomerase activity. The coding region runs from base 27 to 1349 and encodes 440 amino acids.